Messenger RNA from Anguilla rostrata (American eel), 5774 nucleotides. RefSeq names its product sodium channel protein type 4 subunit alpha B-like. Gene Ontology annotation, biological process: membrane depolarization during action potential; sodium ion transmembrane transport; neuronal action potential. Bases 52 to 5517 code for a protein of 1821 amino acids. Lineage: Eukaryota; Metazoa; Chordata; Actinopteri; Anguilliformes; Anguillidae. Gene Ontology annotation, molecular function: voltage-gated sodium channel activity; protein binding. The transcript is spliced from 25 exons. The record is from RefSeq and is a predicted model, not a curated record. Gene Ontology annotation, cellular component: plasma membrane; voltage-gated sodium channel complex; axon.
CGUUCCUGAGGGACCCCGUUGUGGUGGUUUCUCGCAUUGCAGAAUGCCAAGAUGGUCGGCCUGCUCCACCACACAGGCAACGAUGCGUUCCGCCGCUUCACCCCGGAGUCGCUGGCGGAGAUCGAGCGGCGGAUGGCUGAGGAGAAGGCGGAGCAGGAGGAGCACAAGAACGUAGAGGUGGCCGAGGAGGACCUGCCCAAGCCCAGAGGUGACCUGGAGGCGGGCAAGAGCCUGCCGUUCAUCUACGGAGACCCACCGCCCGAGCUGCUCAACGUUCCCCUGGAGGAACUGGAUCCUUUCUACAAAGCACAGAAAACCUUUAUUGUCAUCACCAAAGGGAAUACAAUCUUUAGGUUUAAUGCUGAACCUGCCUGCUACCUUCUGAGCCCUUUCAGCAUUGUUAGAAGAGGAGCCAUCAGAGUCCUCAUACAUUCAUUGUUUAGCAUGUUUAUCAUGCUAACCAUUCUAUCGAACUGUGUGUUCAUGACAAUGAGCAAUCCCCCACCAUGGAGUAAAACUGUAGAGUAUGUUUUUACUGGUAUUUAUACCUUUGAGGCAACGAUCAAAGUGCUGUCCCGAGGCUUCUGUAUGGGCUCAUUUACAUUCCUUCGAGAUCCAUGGAACUGGCUGGAUUUCAUGGUGAUCAGCAUGGCGUACAUCACUGAGUUUGUCGACCUGGGCAACGUGUCUGCUCUUCGGACGUUCCGUGUGCUCAGAGCCCUAAAAACUAUCACUGUAAUUCCCGGUCUGAAAACCAUUGUGGGGGCCCUGAUCCAGUCGGUGAAAAAGCUGGCGGAUGUGAUGAUCCUCACCGUCUUCUGCCUCGCCGUCUUCGCCCUCAUUGGGCUGCAGCUGUUCAUGGGCAACCUGCGGCAAAAGUGCAUCCGUUGGCCGCCGAUCAAUGACACGUGGGCCUACAACGCCACUGGCCCCUCCAGCUACGCUACCGAUGGCUAUUCCAACACUUCCGACUUCAACUCCUACAUCAGCAACCCAGAAAACCACUACUUUUUGGAUGGACAAUUGGAUCCUCUUCUUUGUGGAAACAGCUCUGAUGCUGGAAAAUGCCCAGAGGGCUACAUGUGUAUGAAGGCUGGACGAAACCCAAACUAUGGCUACACAAGCUACGAUAACUUCGGCUGGGCUUUCCUGGCUCUCUUUCGUCUUAUGACACAGGACUUCUGGGAGAAUCUGUUUCAGCUGACAUUGCGCGCUGCAGGAAAGACCUACAUGAUCUUCUUCGUGGUCAUCAUAUUCCUGGGCUCCUUCUAUCUCAUCAACCUCAUCCUGGCCGUGGUGGCCAUGGCCUACGCAGAGCAGAACGAAGCCACUAUUACCGAGGCCAGGGAAAAAGAGGAGGAGUACCAGAGGAUUCUAGAGCAGCUGAAGCACCAGGAGGCAGAGAAACACCAUGAAGCUGAUGAAAAAGAGCGGGAUGACGGUUCAGAGCAAGAGUUUGCCGAUGAUGAACAGAGUCUUGGAGAGGAUGGCAAGGGUCUUGGGAAGAAAACGGGGAAAGAGGAUAUGUCCAAUGGAUCUAAACUCAGCAUGCUUGAACUGGACAAAGCAGCCCUCCAGAAAAGACACUCUAUUGCUGUUAGUGUGAUCAGCAAUCAGAUCGAAGAGCUUGAGGAGGCUGAGAGACCAUGUCCCCCAGGGUGGUACAAAUUUGCCGAUAUUUUCCUGAAAUGGAACUGUUGUCAACCGUGGAUCAUCUUCAAAAAAUGGGUGUACUUUGUGGUGAUGGACCCAUUUGUGGACCUCGGUAUUACCAUCUGCAUUGUCCUGAACACCCUGUUCAUGGCUAUGGAGCACUUUCCUAUGACCGAGGAGUUUGGUAAUAUGCUGGGUGUUGGAAACCUGGUUUUCACUGGGAUCUUCACUGCUGAGAUGGUCCUCAAACUCAUUGCCAUGGAUCCAUACUAUUAUUUCCAGGUUGGGUGGAACAUUUUCGACAGCAUUAUUGUCACCCUGAGCCUGGUGGAGCUGGGUCUGGCUGAUGUUGAGGGCCUGUCUGUGCUCAGGUCAUUCCGUUUGAUGCGUGUCUUCAAGCUGGCCAAGUCAUGGCCGACCCUCAACAUGCUGAUCAAGAUCAUCGGGAACUCGGUGGGCGCCCUGGGAAACCUCACCCUGGUGCUGGCCAUCAUCGUCUUCAUCUUUGCCGUGGUGGGCAUGCAGCUGUUCGGCAAGAGCUACAAGGACUGCGUGUGCAAGAUCGCCGGGGACUGCGAGCUGCCGCGCUGGCACAUGACCGACUUCUUCCACGCCUUCCUCAUCAUCUUCCGGAUCCUGUGCGGGGAGUGGAUCGAGACCAUGUGGGACUGCAUGGAGGUGGCUGGCCAGGCCAUGUGCCUCAUUGUCUUCAUGAUGGUCAUGGUCAUAGGCAAUCUGGUGGUACUUAAUCUGUUCCUGGCCCUGCUGCUGAGCUCCUUCAGUGGUGACAACCUGGCGGCCCCCGAAGAGGAUGGCGAGAUGAACAACCUGCAGAUCGCGGUCAACAGGAUCAACAGGGGCAUCGCCUGGGUCAAAGCCUUCGUCAUCGGGCUGAUAAUGAGACUCCUGAGAAAGAAGCCAAAGACGAGCAAGGAUGAGAGCGGUGGAGACAAGGGCGACGCCAAUAACGAAAAUUUUGCCCUGAACCACGUGGACCCCAAGACGGGCAAGUUGGUCAAACUGGUGGAUGGCACAUCCAAAAUCCCAGAGGACGUCUCUGUCGAUGGGUUCGUCACGGGCUUGACCCUCACUGUGCCCAUCGCCAAGGUAGAGUCGGAUUUCGAAAACCAAGACGAUGACACUUCAGAGGAUGAAAAUGAUGUUGAUGCCACCAGGAAACCGGGGGAUGAGGAUGUGUCCUCGACCUGCAGCACUGUUGAUUGCAGACCGGAUGAGGAGGCGGACGUGGAGGAUGAGCCGGAGAUGGAUGACCCGGCAGAAUGCUUCACUGAAGGAUGCAUCAGGCGUUGUCCGUGCCUGACGGCGGACAUCACGCAGGGCCGCGGGAAGAUGUGGUGGAACUUCAGGAGGACCUGCUUCACCAUUGUGGAGCACAGCUACUUUGAGACUUUCAUCAUCUUCAUGAUCUUGCUCAGCAGUGGAGCUCUGGCUUUUGAGGAUAUCUACAUUGAGAAGCGCAGAGUUAUAAAAAUCAUUCUGGAAUAUGCAGAUCAAGUCUUCACAUACGUGUUUAUUGUUGAAAUGCUCCUAAAAUGGACAGCGUAUGGCUAUAAGACCUACUUCACCAAUGCCUGGUGUUGGCUGGACUUCCUUAUUGUUGAUGUUUCUCUCAUAAGCUUGACGGCUAAUAUCCUGGGCUUCUCUGAGCUGGGAGCCAUCAAAUCUUUGCGGACCCUUAGAGCCUUGAGGCCUCUGAGGGCCCUGUCCAGGUUUGAGGGGAUGAGGGUUGUGGUGAACGCUCUUGUUGGGGCCAUCCCCUCCAUCUUCAACGUGCUCCUCGUCUGCCUCAUCUUCUGGCUCAUCUUCAGCAUCAUGGGAGUCAAUCUGUUUGCUGGGAAGUUCUACCGAUGCAUCAACACCACCAGCGGUGAGAUGUUCGAAGUGUCUGUUGUCAGCAACUACUCAGAGUGCGAUCUUCUGGGCAUGGUCACCAAUGAGACGCGCUGGGUCAAUCUGAAGGUGAACUUCGACAACGUUGGCAUGGGCUACCUCUCUCUACUCCAAGUGGCAACAUUUAAAGGUUGGAUGGACAUCAUGUAUGCAGCUGUGGAUUCACGUGACGUCUAUGACCAGCCUGAGUACGAAGUCAACCUCUAUAUGUACCUGUACUUUGUUAUCUUCAUCAUCUUUGGAUCCUUCUUCACCCUCAAUCUAUUCAUUGGUGUGAUUAUCGACAACUUUAACCAGCAAAAAUCUAAGUUAGGAGGGCAGGAUCUCUUCAUGACUGAGGAGCAGAAAAAAUACUACAAUGCCAUGAAAAAACUAGGCUCUAAAAAGCCACAGAAGCCAAUUCCAAGACCUCAGAACUGUGUCCAAGGCCUGGUGUUUGACUUCAUCACGAAGCAGUUCUUUGACAUCUUCAUCAUGGUGCUGAUUUGCCUCAAUAUGGUGACCAUGAUGGUGGAGACAGACGACCAAAGUCAGGAAAUGGAGGAUAUCCUGUACAAAAUCAAUCUGGUCUUCAUCGUGAUCUUCACCACCGAGUGUAUCCUCAAAAUGAUUGCACUCAGACAAUAUUUCUUCACCAUUGGAUGGAAUAUUUUUGAUUUUGUGGUGGUCAUUCUCUCCGUAGUGGGUAUCAUGCUGGCGGACAUCAUAGAGAAGUACUUUGUGUCGCCUACACUUUUCCGUGUUAUCAGACUGGCCAGAAUCGGCCGUGUCCUGCGUCUCAUCAGGGGAGCAAAAGGCAUCAGGACACUGCUGUUCGCUCUGAUGAUGUCACUUCCUGCCCUGUUCAAUAUAGGCCUGCUCCUCUUCCUAAUCAUGUUUAUCUUCUCCAUCUUUGGCAUGUCAAACUUUGCCUACGUGAAGAAAAUGGGCGGCAUCGAUGACAUGUUUAACUUUGAGACGUUCGGCAACAGCAUAAUCUGCCUGUUUGAGAUCACCACCUCGGCGGGUUGGGACGGCUUGCUCCUUCCCAUCAUGAACAGCGGCCCCCCAGACUGUGACCCCAAUAUCGAGAAUCCAGGUACCGACGUGAGGGGGGACUGUGGCAACCCCCUCAUGGGCAUCAUAUUCUUCAGCAGCUACAUCAUCAUUUCCUUCCUGGUAGUGGUCAACAUGUACAUCGCCAUCAUCCUGGAGAACUUCAACGUGGCUACCGAGGAGAGUGCCGACCCGCUGUGCGAGGACGACUUCGAGAUGUUCUACGAGACCUGGGAGAAGUUUGACCCGGAUGCCACCCAGUAUGUGGACUAUAGCCGGCUGUCAGAGUUCUGUGACACUUUGAAGGACCCUCUGAGGAUCCCCAAGCCCAACACCGUUAAGCUGAUCACAAUGGAGCUACCCUUGGUCACUGGUGACAAGAUCCACUGCCUGGACAUCCUGAUGGCUCUAACCGCAGAGGUGCUGGGUGAUUCGGAGGAGAUGGACUCCCUAAAGGCGAGCAUGGAGGAGAAGUUUAUGGUGAACAACCCUUCCAAGUUGGCCUACGAGCCCAUCACCACCACCCUGAAGCGCAAACAGGAGGAGGUGGCCGCCAGCAUCAUCCAGAGAGCCUACCGCAAGCACCUGCUGAAGCGAACCGUCAAGCACGCCUCCUUCAAGUUCCGCGAGAAAAUGCACAAAACCAAAGACGAUGAGGAGCCGCCAGAAAAAGAGGGAAUGAUUGCCAAUGCAAUGGAGACCCUCUAUGGCAGCAGGGCAGCUGGGAACCUGGCUGUUGCAAAAGCCCAACCAUUAAUGGCCUCUAGGGAUGGCCAGCCUGUGACGGACCCUAAGGAAAAUGAGUCCCGUGGAGCUGCUCCGGUAGAAGUCAUGAGUGAAGUGGUCCUGCAUUCUGCCCCGUCCACCAUCCCCCAACCCGCUGUACCCCCGAACAACCUGAGGGAGUCUGUUGUUUAAAACAGAACCUGCGAAUAAUGCACCUUAGCCUUCCUAUUUGAAGAGCUGUUGACAUCCUUGCCGAGACUGGCCAUUCAUCCCAAUGCUGGAUUUUGCUUGUGUCAACAGGUGUGGUUAAGGAGAGGUGGGGAUACGUCUCUACAGUAUGGCUGGCCCUCGAAAGCAGUAGUAACCAACCCUGGUCCUGGAGAUCUACCAUCCAGCAGGUUUUACUUUCAACCCUAAUUUGGAACUCCUGAUUCUGCUAAUUAGCAGUU